AUGGUAGCACAAGAAUCGACGACGGCGCAGGUCCAGCAGCCCAAUGAGGCCAUCAAGAUGACGAUGCAGCCUGCCAACGAGUCGCAGAACGAACAGCAAGUCGCCGAGGAACUCAGAGGUGGCGGAUGCAUGAACGACAUCUGCCGGUGCCUCAUGUGCUGCUGCAUCUUCGAAACCAUCUGCGCAUGCAUCGGAUGUGACGAGGUGCUAUAG
This is a messenger RNA of Mixia osmundae IAM 14324, 213 nucleotides long. RefSeq lists its product as uncharacterized. Lineage: Eukaryota; Fungi; Basidiomycota; Mixiomycetes; Mixiales; Mixiaceae. Bases 1 to 213 code for a protein of 70 amino acids. The record is from RefSeq and is a predicted model, not a curated record. The transcript is spliced from 3 exons.